CGCUGUUAUGUGAAUCACUAGUUGGUAUACUAUGUACUUGACGUUGUUAUGUGAAUCACAAGUUGGUAUACUGUGUACCUGUUAUGUGAAUCACAAGUUGGUAUACUGUGUACUUGACGUUGUUAUGUGAAUCACUAGUUGGUAUACUGUGUACUUGUUAUGUGAAUCACUAGUUGGUAUACUAUGUACUUGACGUUGUUAUGUGAAUCACUAGUUGGUAUACUAUGUACUUGACGUUGUUAUGUGAAUCACUAGUUGGUAUACUAUGUACCUGUUAUGUGAAUCACUAGUUGGUAUACUAUGUACUUGUUAUGUGAAUCACUAGUUGGUAUACUAUGUACUUGUUAUGUGAAUCACUAGUUGGUAUACUGUGUACUUGUUAUGUGAAUCACUAGUUGGUAUACUAUGUACUUGACGUUGUUAUGUGAAUCACUAGUUGGUAUACUGUGUACUUAUUAAAACAGUCAAUGUGAAAGGAUUGUACAAAGACACAGAAGGGAUAACACCUUUAGACAUCUAAGUAUGAAUUUAGUGAUACAGUGUACAAUGAUUAAUGAAUAAAACUACAUGGUACAGCUGGGUUUUUUGUAGGACAAAUAAAAUCUUGCCCUAACCUGAGGGUAUGAUGGAGAAGUUUCCAUCCUGAGUAGUGAUAUUGCUUAACCCGAAGGUUAGAUAAUCAAAACUAACCUAAGGUUUGGAGAUUUCUGUCAAAUUCUCAGGUAUGGUGAUGUUUAUUGUUCUCCCAUUAAGUAUGAUACAUCCUACUGGGAGGUACGAUACAUCCUACUGGGAGGUACGAUACAUCAUACUGGGAGGUACGAUACAUCCUACUGGGAGGUACCAUACAUCCUACUGGGAGGUACGAUACAUCCUACUGGGAGGUACCAUACAUCAUACUGUCAAGUACGAUACAUCCUACUGGGAGGUACCAUACAUCCUACUGGGAGGUACGAUACAUCCUACUGGGAGGUACGAUACAUCGUACUGGGAGGUACGAUACAUCCUACUUGGAGGUACGAUACAUCCUACUGGGAGGUACCAUACAUCCUACUGGGAGGUACGAUACAUCAUACUGGGAGGUACCAUACAUCAUACUGUCAAGUACGAUACAUCCUACUGGGAGGUACGAUACAUCCUACUGGGAGGUACCAUACAUCCUACUGGGAGGUACGAUACAUCCUACUGGGAGGUACCAUACAUCCUACUGGGAGGUACGAUACAUCCUACUGGGAGGUACGAUACAUCCUACUGGGAGGUACGAUACAUCCUAAUGGGAGAUACGAUACAUCCUACUGGGAGAUACGAUACAUCCUACUGGGAGGUACCAUACAUCCUACUGGGAGGUACGAUACAUCCUACUGGGAGGUAUGGAUACAUCCUACUGGGAGGUACGAUACAUCAUACUGGGAGGUACGAUACAUCCUACUGGGAGGUACCAUACAUCCUACUGGGAGGUACCAUACAUCCUACUGGGAGGUGUGGAUACAUCCUACUGGGAGGUACGAUACAUCCUACUGGGAGGUACCAUACAUCAUACUGUCAAGUACGAUACAUCCUACUGGGAGGUACGAUACAUCCUACUGGGAGAUACGAUACAUCCUACUGGGAGGUACGAUACAUCAUACUAGGAAGUACGAUACAUCCUACUGGGAGGUACGGUACAUCCUACUGUCAGGUACGAUACAUCCUACUGGGAGGUAUGAUAAGAUAUGGCAGGACAGAUGAACAAAUCCCAUCAUCUGAUCAGCUUUGUAAUACAUGUAUUUGGAUAAAUUCAAGAGAAAAUAAAAUAUUUUUGUUUAUUCUGAACUGAUGCUGUUAUUCAUGAAAAUUUAAAUGUGACAUGCAAAAUCACACUUUAUCUGUUUAUUACGGCCCCCAAAAAUCAUACUUUGUCAGUUUAUUUCUGCCCCCAAAACUCAUGCUUUAUCAGUUUAUUUCUGCCCCCAAAAAUCAUACUUUUUAACUUCAUUUAGCUUUCCUCCACUUGUUAUUUGUAUGUUCUGGUCGGCAGUAUCUCCUAACAAAAUCAGAACAGUCACAUCAGCUUUAUUUUCUUUUUAUUCCUUUUUUAAAUCCAUCUACCAUAUUUUUUAUGCUUGUGUAUUAUUUUGUUAUCUUUAAUAUUCAGAAUGGAUUUAUUUUAUUUCUUGUUCAAUAAAAUUACUAUCCUACCAGGAGACAAGCUUAUAGCUUCAUGUGUACUCUCGCUCUAUGUAUAAAAUAUGAUUCACAAUCGGAUUUUCAUUUGUCCAUUUUGCAAUAAAUGGAAAUUAUAUUUUAGACAUACUCAGAAGUUAUUUAAUCUGCAACAAGCAAUCAUCAAUCUAUAAUUACUCUAUUACUUUCAGUACUGUAGGUUAGGUAAAUUUGUAUUCACCAUGUAACUGACAGUACUGUGUGUUAGGUAAAUCUGUAUUCACCCUGUAACUGUCAGUACUGUGUGUUAGGUAAAUCUGUAUUCACCCUGUAACUGUCAGUACUGUGUGUUAGGUAAAUCUGUAUUCACCAUUAACUGUCAGUACUGUGUGUUAGGUAAAUCUGUAUUCACCCUGUAACUGCCAGUACUGUGGCCUAGGUAAAUCUGUAUUCACCAUUAACUGUCAGUACUGUGUGUUAGGUAAAUCUGUAUUCUGUGUGUUAGGUAAAUCUGUAUUCACCCUGUAACUGCCAGUACUGUGGCCUAGGUAAAUCUGUAUUCACUAUUAACAGUCAGUACUGUGUGUUAGGUAAAUCUGUAUUCACCUUGUAACUGCCAGUACUGUGGCCUAGGUAAAUCUGUAUUCACCAUUAACUGUCAGUACUGUGUGUUAGGUAAAUCUGUAUUCACCAUUAACUGUCAGUACUGUGUGUUAGAUAAAUCUGUAUUCACCAUUAACUGUCAGUACUGUGUGUUAGGUAAAUCUGUAUUCACCCUGUAACUGCCAGUACUGUGGCCUAGGUAAAUCUGUAUUCACCAUUAACUGUCAGUACUGUGUGUUAGGUAAAUCUGUAUUCACCAUUAACUGUCAGUACUGUGGGUUAGGUAAAUGUGUAUUCACCAUUAACUGUCAGUACUGUGUGUUAGAUAAAUCUGUAUUCACCAUUAACUGUCGGUACUGUGUGUUAGGUAAAUCUGUAUUCACCCUGUAACUGUCAGUACUGUGGGUUAGGUAAAUCUGUAUUCACCAUUAACUAUCAGUACUUUGGCCUAGGUAAAUCUGCAUCUCUGUCACUGCUAUAGUGUGUAUUGUGUCUUUUUUAACUUUUAGAUUGUCCAUGGGCCAAUGUAUAGGCCACAUCGGUGCAUUGUACUGUACUUACAAUGGAAUAUAAAGUUAUAUACUUUUCUUUCUUUUUUUGUAAAUCAUAUGUAUAUCCUUGUUAUUAUUGCACAUUUUAACCGUGUUAAUUUCAGAUACAUAUAUCUUCAUUUAUAUUGAGAAAGAAAUGUUAGAUAUUUCCACUUUAUCAAAUGAAUUUCUGCUUAUGAAAUAUUUAGAAAUUCUCAUAUAUUUACUGUAUAUAUUAAUGAUGGGUUGAGCAUACUUCAAUUAUAAAGUUUUUGAAUGAGUGUCUUGAAAGUUGAAUGUGAUGACAUGUGUUGAGACUUAUGUCUGUAAAUACAAGCUGGAUACUGA
This is a messenger RNA of Pecten maximus, 3623 nucleotides long. RefSeq lists its product as uncharacterized. The record is from RefSeq and is a predicted model, not a curated record. Bases 725 to 1816 code for a protein of 363 amino acids. The transcript is spliced from 3 exons. NCBI's taxonomy places the organism in Eukaryota, Metazoa, Mollusca, Bivalvia, Pectinida, Pectinidae.